UGUGUGAUUUCUGCGCACUGCGUUUUCAAAAUAUCAGCUCCACCUUUUCCAUUCCUCUGUAGUGAGAGAGCCUGUUGAUCUCAUCACACACACACACACACACACCUGUGCAGCGUAUCAGUGUAUAGAGGCGGAUCACUAGUGUGUGUGUGUGUGUGUUCUCAUGGGAGACACAGAGGAGAAAACGCGCAGAUUUAUUUUACAUGUUUGAAUAUUGUUCACUAUAAUCUUUUUUGUUUUUUAAUUAUUAUUAUUAUUAUUAUUAUUAUUAUUAUUAAAAGGAACAAUUUCUAGUGAUCAUUUAGUUUGUGGUUAUAUUAAUACUUCACCAUGGGGGAUGUAGUUUCUACUCACCUGGACGAGGCAAAGCGACAGGCAGUUACAGAUCAUACCAGAAGGGUGAUGACGGAGUUCAGGAAGGUGUAUGAACAGCAAUAUGCAGUGGCAGUUUUUAACAGCGUACGGUUCGAGAUUGAGGGAGGAGGGAACGUACAGUCCCAGCUUUUACGCCGCAAGGAUGCACUUCAGAAUAAGUCGAUCUUUUCUGGAGACCUGUUUCAGUACUUGGAUGAGAAUAAGAAAUGGAGGAACCGCUUUAUAUAUGUGUCCGACUCUUACAACAUCAACUUCUAUGACAGCAGACUGGCCUAUGAGAGAGACCUGCAACCCAAAGGAAGCAUUAAUUGUGCUGGAUACAAAGUCUUGACUUCCAUGGAUGAGUACCUGGACCUGAUGAACAGCUGCCUUCCUGACCCGAGGGUGAAGCAGGAAAGUUCCCUGUUUCUGAAAUGUGCCACCAGCUUUCUGCUGAUCUUGUGGCACCCCUACGCCCGGCAUCACUACUUCACAGUGAGGACUGAGAAAGAGCAGAAGAAGUGGCUUGCCGUUUUCCAGGACUGCAUCAGGCAUUCCAACAAUGGCCUGUCUGAGGAGAGCAAGGUGCUCACACCAGCGUUCACCGAUUCCCUGCGUCUAUACAGACAAGCCAAGGGUCACUACGGCACCUGGGACAUGAUGUGCGGCGAUCCAGCACAGAUUUUGGCCAAUCUGGUGAUGGAGACACUGCAUCCAGAGCUCAAGACAAAGAUAGGGCCUCGGCUGAAGGGCAAACUGCAGCAGAGACAAAGGAGCUGGAUGCUGAUCACGGAUGCAGCGUACAGGCAGGUGCUGAGUCAGACCCGAGCGCAGUAUCAGGCGCUGGUACAGGCCUGUGAGGUAGAGCACCCCCGUCUGGACGCUGUGCUGCGGACAGACAUGGACCAGAUUGUUGCCUCCAAGGAACAUGUUACAGGAAGGAUGCGUGCACUGGUGCUUCCGGGUGCAGAGCAAGUUCUUGGGAGCAACGUGCAGCCCUACAUCACCUCCAUCCUGGAAGCUCUGAUGGAACCCGUCGGCCAGGGGUUCUCCGAGGUCAGGGAGGUUCUCUCCCGGGAGCUGGUAGAAAUCAGCAAGAACACUGUCAAUGAUGGAGGCAGAGAGGUGCUUGGAAAGCAUAUGGAGAAGGUCUCCAUGUUGGCCUUCCACCCGGUGAAGAUGCAGAGCUGCUAUGAGAAGAUGGAGCAGCUGAGUCUGGAGGGCUUGCAGCAGAGAUUUGAUGUGUCCAGCCCUUCUGUGUUCAUUCAGCGAGCUCAGAUCCUCAUGCGAGAGCAAAUGGACAAUGCCGUGUACACUUUCGAGCAGCUGCUUCACCAGAACAUGGAGGAACAGUCCGGGGAGGAACUGAUUAAAACCAUCCAUCGCUGCCAGGACCGAGUACUGAAGAAAUUCGACUAUGAUAGCAGCACUGUGCGCAAGAAGUUCUUUAGAGAAGCACUGCUGCAGAUCAUUAUCCCGUACAUGCUGAAACAGCUCCACCCCAUAUAUGCUCCCGAACUGCCUAAGUUCAAAGAUUUCAUCUUCGCGGAUUACUCUCGCUUCAUAUUAGUGGAGAACAUUUUUGAAGAGGUCGUCCUACAGUCAGUCUCCAAAGACAUCAUGAUGGCUGUGAAGGACGCAGCUAUUCAGAGGAAGCACAACCUGUACAGGGACAGCAUCAUCCUGGGCAACAGUGACCCGAAUCUCCAACUGCUGGAGGAUAACUCCAUUGACUGGGCCAGCCACUAUGAAGCUGGAGAUGGAGAAGGAGGACGAAGAGGAGGAAUAGACAAGAUGCGAAGACGCAGACAGAUUGUUUCCAUGAUUCAGGUAGAGGGCAUGUCCCCGAUGCCUUAUGGUUCCUGCCUGGAAGUACCUGGUGUGGAAGAGAUACCCGAAGAGAUUGAGACGCCCACGAGUGAAGAUCUACAAGUGGAAUCUGCCAUCGAAAACAAUCUCCAUAAACAGCCCGUCAUUUCCGUUCUGUCAAAACCCCUGGAAGAUCCGAGCUCUCCAGAUGACAUCCAGCAGAUACGUCAGCUCAUCAGACCAGUCUUUGAGGUGGUCCUUCCUUCAUCAGAGGAUACCCCACUGGUGCUAACCAAUGGGAUGCUGCCUCUUGAGGAAGGGGAGGAAAUAGAGAACAUCACCGAGGUGGAUGAACCAAUGCCAAAGGACUCUGCAAUCGCCAGUGCCAUCCAGGAGCUGGAGAACGCUGUUCUGGAUGAAGAAUACAAUGUAGACUUUGAACUUCCUGAAGCUUCCAGUCCUCAAAACUAUGAUGACAGCGGAUUUCAGUCUCCGACCAAUGGGCACGGAGAGGAAGAGGACCAUCAGGCAAACACUGCAAAGCUGAAGUGUGAAGCUGAACCAGUGGAUCCUAAGCAGGUGAUGGUGAAGAUGGAGCAGGAGUCAGAAGCAAAAAGUGAAAUGCUGGUACUUCCAGUCUAACGUUUAAUCCAAUAUAUAAACUCUUUUUUCCAUACCGAAGGUUUAACUGCAAGGAAAAUACUUAAUGAUUCUUACUAUGAAGUUAUUAUAAGCAAAUAUAAGAACCUUGCACAUUUCGAGAUUUUAGAAAAAUCUUCCAAUUGCAUCGGCAAAUCAUUUUCAAUGAGUUAAACAAGUAAUGAAAUAUUUAGAAAUAGGAUAUAUAUCAAUAAUCUUAUAUUUGUUUUAUAACAGAGACAAGAGAAUCUAAUUGAACUUGCAUAUAUUGAAGAGUUUUUCUACUUUAUACCUUAUUUUUUUUUAAUAACAAUGCACAUUGCAAAUAAACGUGCAUGGUUUUUGUUUGAUUCUCAACAGUGAUAAUCCAUUGGAAAUCAAGUUUAUGUAUAUAUUUAUAUUACUGCCUUACAUAGCUUAUAUAUUUCUUAAAUAUUUAACCAGACACCAUUCACUAUUUGUCACUGAAAUGUCAGCGUUCCCUUUUCAUAUAACCAUCAUUUAGACGUCUGUCUUGAAUCACACUAAAGCCUUAACUCCAUGUAAACACUUAGAUACAGUAUGGAUACUUGUUGUUGGUCUUUCGGCUGCUCCUGGCCAGGAAUACGCAGUCCGCACCACAACUCGGCACAGGUUUUACGCCGGAUGCCCUUCCUGACGCAACCCUCCCAUUUUAUCCAGGCUUGGGACCGGCACUGCAUCCAGUGGCUGGGGUUUUUUGGGCACUGGCUGGGAAUCGAACCCGGGCCUUCUGCAUGGCAGGGCACUACAUAUUUAUAUAUGAGGGAAACGAGGAGGAAAUGUUUCUGGUCUUAAAACAGUGUAUUUAUUAUUUGUUUUUAGAUUGUUAUUAAUUAGUAUAGUUGCAGUAUACUGUAUGUCUCGCAUCCACAUAGCACUUGCCAUGUCAUCUUUCUGUUCCUCUAAUAAAGUGCGAGACAACCCUACGAUUAUCCCGUUGGGAGACAUGACUAAACCUAAUGUGGCUUUAAGGAGUAAACACAACAUGUGCUGGUGUUCUGCAUACUUUGAAACCUUGCCAUGUAUUAGGAAUUUGUUUCAUUUUCCUUGGAGGAGGACAAGCAUCAGACAUCGGCACAGACCCUUAUAGAGGUUCCAACUUCAGGUAUUUUAAUAGAAUGGAACUACAGAAUGGCUCUUUUUGUUGUUCUAUCCUGUUGACAGUUUUGGAAUUUGGAACUUUUUUUCUCUAAUAUCUGUGAUGACAGGCAGUGGAACAUUUUUCAUCACCUCUCCUUUACUUUUGCUUCUUUUAUCAAAAAAAAAAAAAAAAAUCACCUGUGUAUGUCACCAAAGUGUUUUACUGGAGUGAAUCUUUUUUUUUUCUCGGCUAUUUAUUAAUCCUGACUGUUUUAUUCUUUCCAUUCCUUCUUGUAAGUGAGUGAAUGAAUAAAUAACCCUUCAGUUUAA
Molecule: messenger RNA, 4233 nt
Organism: Clarias gariepinus (North African catfish)
Lineage: Eukaryota; Metazoa; Chordata; Actinopteri; Siluriformes; Clariidae
Gene: niban2a
Product: niban apoptosis regulator 2a
Exons: 14
Coding region: 331-2805 (824 amino acids)
Source: RefSeq, a predicted model, not a curated record